Messenger RNA from Schistocerca cancellata (South American locust), 609 nucleotides. RefSeq names its product zinc finger BED domain-containing protein 5-like. The record is from RefSeq and is a predicted model, not a curated record. The transcript has 3 exons. Lineage: Eukaryota; Metazoa; Arthropoda; Insecta; Orthoptera; Acrididae. Bases 1 to 609 code for a protein of 202 amino acids.
AUGGCGGGUUUUGAGUGGAAAAGUGAUUUAACUGCUUUUGUUUCUGUUGCAAACAGUGACAAAGAGAAUGACCUUGAAGUGUCUUAUGGUGUUCGCUACAGAACUGCUGAAACUGCAAAAUCUGAUUCAGUAGCUGAAGAUUUGGAGCAACCAUGUAUAAAUGAUUUAGUACAGUGCAUGCUUGAAGGAUCUUUCACAAAAAAAGUCAAUAUGGCACCGCUGUCCAACUAUACUAUUAACUGUCAGAUUAAAGACAUCUCAAAUUAUGUAGGAAAUAAACAUUUUGGGAAGAAGGAGUCUAUAGAAGAGGAGCUGCUAUUCUCCAGACCCUUGAAGGAGACAACUAUGAGAGAAGAGAUAUUUAAGUUGACUGACGAAUACCUUCGGGAAAAUUCAAUAGACUGGACUCGCUGUGUAGGCAUUUGUUCAGAUAGUGUGAAAUCUAUGACAGGAUGUCAUGCUGAGUUUGUUGCCAAAGAGAAAUCGAUAGCGCCAAGCGGUUCUUUGACACAUUGUUGCCUUCACAGACAGCCUCUUGUUUAUAAACACAUGCCCAAUGUAUUGAAAUCUGUGGCGGACGAUGCACUGAAAAUAAUUAAUUAUAUUUAG